Molecule: messenger RNA, 1488 nt
Organism: Aspergillus niger
Lineage: Eukaryota; Fungi; Ascomycota; Eurotiomycetes; Eurotiales; Aspergillaceae
Exons: 1
Coding region: 1-1488 (495 amino acids)
Source: RefSeq, a predicted model, not a curated record
AUGUAUUCUACAACAGCACCUCUUGAUUUGGAUUAUCUCAACGAACAGUUGCUUCCUCGACGCUACGAAUCCGAAGAAGAGGAGACGUCAGAAUCAGAAUAUGGGGCCCAUGACCAUGCCUUUUCGCCUAUCAAGACUGCUGGUCCCUUCGACUCGGAUACCAGUGCAGAUGAGCUUUCCAAUGUGAAUUCCCCAGAGUCGCCAGUGGACAAGUCGUCAUUUGCCCGCCUCCUGUCAGCCUAUCCAUCCGGCAAACAAAGUCGACCCGUAUCCAUGGAUACGGUGAAACGAAGCAGUGGAACGACGUUUGUACCAGAUUCGUACAUCUUUGACGACGAAGACGACGUGAUAAUUGAGCUGCCCUCCCCUAGUGCUACCUCUCCUUUGCAAUCUCCCAUCUUCCUUCAGCCAACAGUCUACCAACCUCCCGCGUCUCCCCCGUCGCAACAGUCACGAUCUCCGUCUCCGGCUCUAAGCGAGUCGGAUGAAGAGACAGACGUGCUCGUAGCAGAGCAGGUCAAAUUCGUGGAACCCUGCGCCAAACCUAAUCUAAUCCUAAUUAGUCCCGUCACCGACGGAUCAGUGGUCGAAGAACCUGAACCCAUGUCGGCAGUUUCUGCGGUUUCUGCAGAUGUACCCGAUCGCUUUCCAUCCGGCCAAGGAAUCUACUCCUUGAACCAGGGAACCAAAUCCCAGCCCUUGUUGAGCGACAAGCGGCCCGAUUACCUGGCGCACAUGAAGCGCGGCAGCUUGCAGCUGCACGGCAAAUAUGCGAAACAAGCGCCCAAACGGGCCGAUACGGACCCCUUCACAAUGCCGCGAGCUCUUGCGGACGUUCCUGAAACAGCCCAGGCGAUGGCCAUGCGCUCGCGUGCUAUGACAUGGAAUCGACCACAGACGUCCGCCGACAGUGCAUCGAACCGCGGUCCCAAAGCGGGUCUCCUCCGCCGUCCGCCAUCUAUGCAAAGUGUUGGUGGUGCUGGUGGUGGUUACUCUCUGUUCCCGAGCACCAGACGAACCCCUGCAUAUCCUGGCGAUGAGUUCCACGCUCGGUCCACCUCUGUGUCCCACCCGAUCGCCAGUUCGGACAUGAGCCAGCCACCAUCACGCACAUCCAGUCCAGCACCAUACUACUCCUCCCCUACAUUCAACCGACACCGCUCGGGUUCAUCGUACAGUGUAUCCAGCGUCCCCGGCAACAUCGCACAGCGGCCGCCAUUGCGCAACUCAAUCAUGAAGAGCUCAACCGCAUCGAGUGUGUACUCGGCCAGCAGUCUGCGAUCGGAAGUGGAGAGCGUGCACAGCCUGGAACCACGGGAGACCGCCGAGCCCGAAGUUGCCAAGACGGCGCGGCGGAAGAAGAGUUUUCGGCGCAGCAAACAGCCCAAGCUCGAGAGCACAACAACUGAGCCGCUCCCAACAACCCCCAAGAGUUUCAUGGGGUUCAUGUUACGAGGGCGGAGAAAGUCCACCAUUCAAAAGUCUUAA